Hirsutella rhossiliensis is the source of this 654-nucleotide messenger RNA. RefSeq names its product ras family domain-containing protein. The record is from RefSeq and is a predicted model, not a curated record. Gene Ontology annotation, molecular function: GTP binding; GDP binding; GTPase activity. The transcript is spliced from 4 exons. Gene Ontology annotation, biological process: signal transduction. NCBI's taxonomy places the organism in Eukaryota, Fungi, Ascomycota, Sordariomycetes, Hypocreales, Ophiocordycipitaceae. Gene Ontology annotation, cellular component: plasma membrane. Bases 1 to 654 code for a protein of 217 amino acids.
AUGGCCUCAUCAACAAAGUUUCUGCGAGAGUAUAAACUCGUCGUCGUCGGCGGAGGCGGCGUCGGUAAAUCUUGCCUGACGAUUCAAUUGAUCCAAAGCCACUUUGUCGAUGAAUAUGAUCCCACGAUUGAAGACUCGUACCGAAAGCAGUGCCUCAUCGACGACGAGGUCGCUCUGCUCGAUGUCUUGGAUACCGCCGGCCAGGAAGAGUACAGCGCCAUGCGCGAACAGUACAUGAGGACCGGAGAGGGCUUUCUGCUCGUCUACUCCAUCUCGUCGCGCCAAAGCUUCGAGGAAAUCACCACAUUUCAGCAGCAGAUCUUGCGGGUCAAGGACAAGGACUACUUCCCCAUGGUGGUGGUAGGAAACAAGUGCGAUUUGGAUGAGCGCGAGCGCGAGGUCUCAUGGCAGGAGGGCGACGCGCUGGCCAAGUCGUUUGGCUGCAAGUUCCUCGAGACGUCAGCCAAAUCUCGCAUCAACGUCGACAAGGCCUUUUACGAUAUCGUGCGCGAAAUCCGGAGAUACAACCGCGAGAUGCAGGGCUACUCCACCGGCAGCGGCGGUAACUCUGGCAUGAACGGCCCCCCCAAACCGAUGGAUAUGGACGAUGGUGAGAAGGAGCCCGGCUGCUGCGCAAAGUGCGUCAUCAUGUGA